Messenger RNA from Tigriopus californicus, 963 nucleotides. RefSeq names its product transmembrane protein 17-like. The record is from RefSeq and is a predicted model, not a curated record. The transcript is spliced from 2 exons. The coding region runs from base 108 to 671 and encodes 187 amino acids. Gene Ontology annotation, cellular component: ciliary transition zone. Lineage: Eukaryota; Metazoa; Arthropoda; Copepoda; Harpacticoida; Harpacticidae. Gene Ontology annotation, biological process: non-motile cilium assembly.
CCAUACCUGUUAUAAAUGCUUUGAAAAGAAUCUGCGAUGGCUCUCUCUAUCCAGGUAUGAAGAGUCGUCACUGUUCGUCGUUGUGUUCGAUUUCGAAGUGAUUAGACAUGAGUGAAAUGGCCAAGGAAACGUUCAAACAAGUUUCCGAGUCCAUGUUCCCGGGCAUCACGCACAGCCUGCAUAGUAAACCCCCGGAGAUUCGCCUAGGCCACGAGAUCGUUACUAACCUCUCGCUUCAGAUGUGCUUGUUCUUCAAUGUGUGCUAUUUCCCGUUCUGGUUGAUCAUUUCUAUUCUGAUCACAUCUCUCAAAUACGAACAUCUCAACUAUCUCUACAAAUUCAUCCUGGUCACGGUGUUAGCCGCCACCAUUGCCAUCGAAAUUGUCAGACUCUACUUGGGCUACUUGGGCAAUCUCAUGGAAAGGGUCCCAGAAUUGGCUGGCUUUUGGCUCCUCUCGGUGUUGCUCCAAUUUCCACUCCAAGCCUUCCUCUUCUUCAAUGAAGAUCUAGUCAUUUUGCCACUCGAAAGGGCUGCUAAUUUUGUAAUGGUGGGAUUAGUCCUGGCCGAGCUCAUUACCGGGUUCAUUGCUCUUCGAAAGAUCACCAAACAUCAAGCCAAGAAGUUCCAUCUCCUCCAAUUGAGACAAGAGGCUAUUUUUGAAUUCGAAUAGUCAUAAAUAAAAAAGGAAUUGACCAUCAAAAAUAACCACUCAGUGUAUAUAUUUCCUCCAACUGGUAUUGUUCAAGAUGAAACUCGUGGAAAAGAAGGGCUUUCUCCUUCGCUGCGAUGGACUGGUGCGUCACGAUGAAAGCGAAGUGGAUCAUCAUGGAACAGCUGAUGCCAAAGUCAGUCCGGGUAGAUCAUUUGGACUGUACUUAUUGACAGUCAUUUUUGUCAGCAGAUGAUAACAAGUUCAAGAAAAUAAGACUUGUCCACUUCAAUCAGUGUUAUCUUAUCUCAAG